AUGGGAAAAAAACUGCUCAAUGCUACCAUUUGUCGAGUUGAUGCCCUAGAAGCGGAGUUGAUUGCCACCAAAAAGGGUCUGCAUGAAGCUUUGACGAGGCAAGAGGAGCUGCUUGCUUAUAUGGACAAUCAAGAAGAAUCCAAGUUUCGGGUUAUGAUUGAAGGUAAUUGGAUAUUAUCAGGUGUUAUAACUAAAGCUGGUGCAGAAAAUGAUGACAUUAACAAGCAAAAAGUUUAUAGCUCUUGGAAGGAAACCAACUUUUCAACUCAAUGGUGUUAUGAGAAUUAUAUCCAAGUCAGGAGCAUGAAGAGAGCUAGAGAUAUGCAGGAUCAACUGGAGGGGCUGCUGGAGAGGGUUGAAAUUUGA
Messenger RNA from Fraxinus pennsylvanica, 366 nucleotides. Lineage: Eukaryota; Viridiplantae; Streptophyta; Magnoliopsida; Lamiales; Oleaceae. The record is from the annotation of a GenBank genome assembly.